Molecule: messenger RNA, 947 nt
Organism: Vigna radiata var. radiata (mung bean)
Lineage: Eukaryota; Viridiplantae; Streptophyta; Magnoliopsida; Fabales; Fabaceae
Exons: 2
Coding region: 78-830 (250 amino acids)
Source: RefSeq, a predicted model, not a curated record
CGUGAGGAGGUGCAAAGAAUUGCUUAGACUGGGAGUCAUUUUGAGAAGGAAAAGAAGAGAAUUUUGAGAAGCAAAGAAUGGCAGAAGUAGCGAAGAGCAGAGACGCUCGCCGGCGACGAAGAAUCCUCGACCAAGGAUCCGACCGUCUCGCCUUCAUCACGGGUCGGAUCCAAACACUCCCUCCCACGCUUCCUGAUUCCGCCGCUUCAUCUACCCAAUCCCCCCCUCCAAACACCACCCUUUCCGCUUCUGAUUCCAUUUCGCACAAUCUUCAACCCUACGGCGACGACCACGCUCCCAACACCGCAAUCCAAACACCCCCCCAAAACCAGCCUGAAAGAGACACUUUGACUGUUCCAACUUCUGAAAUCCAACCUGAGCAAGUCCAAUUACAACCACCGCCGUCAUCGCCGUCGCCGCCGCCGUCAUACACCGAGGAACCGAAACGUUUCGUCACCCCGAGUGAUAUAACUCGUGCAAUCAAUUCCUCGAGGGUUACCCGACUCUGUUGUUCCGUUCUCGUGGCUCUUCUGGUGCUUUUAUUUCUGGGCACAAAUUUUUUCAGUACUGUGAUCAGCUUUGGGCCACUCUACGUUGUUCUUGUGACCAAUGCAACGGUUGUGAUUGCGAGACUCUUUUUCGGGGUACAGAGGGAUUCUGGAAGAACGCGGAGAAGUGGUUCUUCUGGUGAUGGUGAAGAUGAAUAUUCGCAACUUGCCAGGAUGCUGGAGUUGUGUUUGGUGGCGAAGAAUGUGGCGGAUGCUGUGUUCAUGGAUUGCGCUAUCUAUGCAAUCGUUCUCAUUUGUGGUCUUUCUGUGAUCAAAGCAUGAUGUGGAAUUCUUGUGUUAGUUUGAACAUUGAACUAUUGACAACAUUUUUUGGUUUUGUUUUGUAGUUCGAAACUGAUUUUUUAAUAUGAUUCUCUAGUUUCCUUUGGUUCUGUUAUA